This is a messenger RNA of Penicillium arizonense, 813 nucleotides long. Its product is annotated as carbon-nitrogen hydrolase family protein. Gene Ontology annotation, molecular function: hydrolase activity, acting on carbon-nitrogen (but not peptide) bonds, in linear amides. The record is from RefSeq and is a predicted model, not a curated record. NCBI's taxonomy places the organism in Eukaryota, Fungi, Ascomycota, Eurotiomycetes, Eurotiales, Aspergillaceae. The coding region runs from base 1 to 813 and encodes 270 amino acids. The transcript is spliced from 5 exons.
AUGGCUCCUAAUCCGCGUGUGUCCGUUAUCCAGUGGCAGAUCAAGCCAUUGGACCCUGAAUACAAUCACGCAAAAGCAUGCGAAUACAUUCGAAAAGCAGCUGACCAGAAGGCCGAACUUGCCGUCCUGCCAGAAUACCACCUAAGCGGCUGGGUCCCCAACGACCCCCUCUGGUCAACCCAAGCAACAGACUCCCCAAGAUACCUAGCAAACUACCAAACCUUAGCAAAAGAACUAGGAAUAAGCCUCGUUCCAGGUACAAUCAUCGAAAAGCGUCCCGGCGAAAACAACGCAACCCUCUUCUACAACACAGCCUACUUCAUCUCAAACGAUGGCUCAAUCCUAUCGUCCUACCGCAAAAAGAACAUCUGGCACCCGGAGCGACCACAUCUAACCUCCUCCACUCAUGAGCGCCAUAUCGCAUUCGACACGCCGGUUGGACGUGUUGGUAUGCUCAUCUGUUGGGAUUUGGCGUUCCCCGAGGCAUUUCGGGAGUUGAUUGCUGAUGGGGCUAAGAUUGUUAUUAUUCCUACUUUUUGGACACCCCACGACGCAUCACCAGAAGCACGCAAAAGUAAUCCAAAUUGCGAAGCCCUCUUCCUCGAAUCAACGAUUACAGCACGUUGUUUCGAGAAUACUUGCGCAGUGAUCUUCGCCAAUGCAGCGGGUCCUGAAGAGGAUUUCUUGGGAUUGUCGCAGAUUACACUUCCUAUUACUGGGCCUGUGGGGAAGAUGGGGGCUGAGGAGGGUGUUCUUGUUCGGGAGUUGGAUGUUGGGGUUGUUGAUGCUGCCGAGGCUAAUUAUAAGGAGUAG